AUGCCUUUCACCGCUUCUGACAUCUGCAAGAUCAUCUUCGCCAUCAUCCUGCCUCCUCUGGGUGUCUUCCUGGAGCGCGGAUGUGGCGCCGACCUGCUGAUCAACAUCUGUUUGACCAUCCUGGGAUGGAUCCCCGGUAUCAUCCACGCCAUCUACAUCAUCUUCAAAUACUAG
Molecule: messenger RNA, 174 nt
Organism: Penicillium salamii
Lineage: Eukaryota; Fungi; Ascomycota; Eurotiomycetes; Eurotiales; Aspergillaceae
Source: the annotation of a GenBank genome assembly